Molecule: messenger RNA, 849 nt
Organism: Oryctolagus cuniculus (rabbit)
Lineage: Eukaryota; Metazoa; Chordata; Mammalia; Lagomorpha; Leporidae
Source: RefSeq, a predicted model, not a curated record
CAGGAGGGAAAAAAAAAAAAAAAAAAAAAUCUGGGAGGAGGUGGCUGGCCACACCCCGCGGUGCCCGAGAGUUUCCCCCGCAGAGGAAGGCCGCCCAGGCAGACGCCGGCGAGAUGCGGAGCCCGCCGCUGCUGACCGCCGCCCACCUCCUCUGCCUGUGCUGCGCGGCAGUGGCCGCGGCCCCCCGGCCCCGGUUUCUGGUGACAGCCCCAGGGAUCAUCAGGCCCGGAGGAAAUGUGACUAUUGGAGUGGAGCUUCUGGAACACAGUCCCUCACAGGUCACUGUGAAGGCAGAGCUGUUCAAGAUGGCAUCAAACCUAAACGUGUCUGUCCUGGAAGCAGAAGGGGUCUUCGACAAAGGCUCUUUCAGGACACUUACUCUUCCAUCAAUACCCCUGAACAGUGCAGAUGAGAUGUAUGAGCUACGUGUGACCGGGCGUGCCCAGGAUGAGAUUUUAUUCUCUAAUAGUACCCGCUUAUCAUUUGAGACCAAGAGAAUAUCUGUCUUCAUUCAAACAGACAAGGCCCUGUACAAGCCAGCACAAGAAGUGAAGUUUCGGGUUGUUACACUCUUCUCAGAUUUCAAGCCUUACAAAACUUCUCUAAACAUUCUACUUAAGGACCCCAAGUCCAAUUUGAUCCAACAGUGGUUGUCGCAGCAAAAUGAUCUUGGAGUGGUUUCUAAAACUUUCCAGUUAUCUUCCCAUCCAAUAGUUGGUGAUUGGUCCAUUCAGUUCAGUGAAUACAUUGCCAGCUGUGCCCUGGGGCACACACCCUCCUCCUGUUCUUCUGAGAACCACUGGUAUGAGAAGGAAGUAGUCAUACACGAGUAUAAGACCCUGAGAGAAG